Penicillium paradoxum is the source of this 4506-nucleotide messenger RNA. Its product is annotated as GYF domain-containing protein. The transcript is spliced from 4 exons. NCBI's taxonomy places the organism in Eukaryota, Fungi, Ascomycota, Eurotiomycetes, Eurotiales, Aspergillaceae. The record is from RefSeq and is a predicted model, not a curated record. Bases 1 to 4506 code for a protein of 1501 amino acids. Gene Ontology annotation, molecular function: protein binding.
AUGCCUACACCACUUCCAUCGAGUUUCGCUUCGGCCGCUGCCGGCAACACCCAGGACCCCAGCCGGAGAGGGGAUGGUUCGACUGGCGGAGAAUGGUCCCGAACCCGCAUGAACGGAGCUACGCAGACCUUCCGUCGUCCUUCUGUUGCUACCAACCCUUCCCACCACCGGGACAGUAGCCAGCCUGUAUCUGCCUCGACACCGACGGCCGGCGGCGCGUACAUCCCUCCACACAUGAGCUCAAGUACUUCUAGCAUUGCACGGAAUGGGGACGCCCGGUACUCCAAGGAUGAACUCCUAGAGCUGUAUAAAUCGCAGCGGGAGGAUGGAUCUUUGAGUAAGAACGUGGGGGAAUAUUUUGUGGCCGACUGGGAUCCCCACACAGUGUCUGCUCCUGUGAAUGGAGCGUGGGGGAAGCGGGAUGACCACAAGAACAACUCCGCGGGGCCCGAGGUUUGCUGGGAUCACGGUGGCCAGGUGGAACCUCUCGGGAUCACGGGUAUGACGGAGAACGAGCGAGAGAUGUUCGCCGCCUCGGUCAAUUCCCCUCUGAAGCCCCCGCCCACCAACGCCGCAAAGGAAAAUGUCAUUCCAGGAACCGGAGGUCGCAAGUCUUCCAUCUCUUAUCCUCAGGGCCAUAUCAAUAACUAUACCACCUCCUCCCCCACCGCCGGCCGCCCGGGUCCUCGACGCCGGGAAACGGGUGACUCGAUGGGCAAUCCUAUGUCGCCUACCGGUUCCAAUUCCCGAUUCUUCCGCGACGAGGGCAACACCUCUACUCCCCCACCGGCACUGUUGCGUCGCAAAACUGAUUUCCGCGACCCGAAUCCCCGAGUGGAUGAGAAGCCCAAGGAUAGCAGGGAUGAUCCUGCGUCUCCCUUCGGCUCUCUCAAGCGCAGCACCACCAAUCCCAUCAAUACGGGUGUUAGUGGACCAAGCUCCCCUUGGGGCUCGGCUUCGCAUAAUGCUAAUUUCUCCCCGAUGGGCGCCUUUGGAGCUUUCUCCCUGGGCUCCGGUUCCGGCACACCUACGGCCGAAAAGAAACCGGGUUAUGGAAGUCUUCGGGGCGAAAGCAGAUUUAAGGGUUUGCUAUCCAAGGAUAGCUCCGAAGAUAUUGCUGGCUCCGCUAAGGAAAAGCCCAUGAGCAACCUUGAACGCCUUGCUGAAAAUGAUAGCGAUGGGCGCUCACAGUCGCCCUGGGGGGAUGCUGUCAAAACUCGUGUCAACCGAAGUGAAACCAAUCCAUUUGACGAGCCUCGCAGUGGCAGUGCCGCUCUUGGUGGGUCUCAGGAUGUUGAAGGUCCUGCUCAGUCUGACCUCGGAUUUGGCGCAUUCGGCAUGACCUCCAGCAUUCCUGGCUUCCGCGAGUUGAUGCAAAGCCAGGAGAACUCGCGGCACCCAACCCCCAGCCUUCUCCAGGGCCAUGAACCGACCAGCCCGACCAAUACCAAUCCCUACCAGAGCCCGCAUGGCGAUCGUCACGGUGAUCGCGCAGAACCCGAGGAUGUUGAUACUGAUGGAUCGGAUAUCCAGCAGGCCCAGCAUCCUGGACUCAGCGGACUUCGGGAUUCCUCCAACCCCUUUGGCUCGAUGAGACGGGUCGGCUCAGGAAUGGAUCUCCCAGCAGUGGACCGCAGCCAGAAUUCUAGUGUGAAUGCCAACCGCACUUUCUCUGGUCUCGGUGGAUUGGGUGGUCUGUCUUCCCUGGGUGGAGCCUCGACUUGGUCAUCUGGAGCUGCCGUCGGCACGCCCACUCGUGAGCGAUCUGCCUUUGGUGGUGGCUUCGGUGAUCCCAUUUUUGGCUCUAUGGGCGAUCUUCAGUCUCCAAGCCUGUCAACUCUCGGUGGUGGCGGUCUCUUCAGUCCCCACACCGGUAUGACCGGCACCGGAAGCAUCGGUCGCUCCAGCAAGUUGGGUGCUCUGUUCUCUUCCAUGCAGGACGAGCAGGGCAGGCCCGACUCUGUGGGCUUGGAUGGACUCGACCCUUCGCAAACUGAUAAGGCGGGCCAGGCGAGCCACCCAGGUUCAACCCCUGCUUCUCAAACGCCCGUUUCGGCCGUUGGCUCUAUUCCUAACCUGGGUGGCCAUGAUAUUCCUACCAGUCAGACUCCUGGCUCGGCCAUCCCUGCCUCUCAGCAGCGCACCAUGGUUAUGCCGGAUAGGAUGCGUUGGAUCUACCGGGAUCCUCAAGGCAACAUCCAGGGCCCAUGGACUGGGCUCGAGAUGCAUGAUUGGUUCAAGGCCGGCUUCUUCAGCCCCGACUUGCAGAUCAAGAAGCUCGAGGACACCGAAUUCGAGCCACUGGCGCAGCUAGUGAGACGCAUUGGGAACUCCCGCGAGCCAUUCCUUGUGCCCCAGAUUGGCCUUCCCCAUGGCCCGGAACCCACUGUUGCCCAGUGGACCAACACUACCGCCGGCUCUGCUCAGCCUCCAUUCCCAGGCAGCUUCCCGAGCUUCGGCACCACCUUGACCGCCGAACAGCAAAAUGCGCUUGAGCGACGCAAGCAGGAAGAACAGUACCUGAUGGCUCGCCAGAAGGAGCAUCUUGCUCAACAGCAGGCUAUCAUGAAGCAGAUGGCUCCUCCUGGUGCUCCCUCCUCUUCGAUGAACCCCCCUCUGCAGCACCAAUCCAGCGCUCACAGCCUUCAGAGCCAGCCCAGCUUCUCCAGCAUCACCUCCCCUGUUGGCUACCAGCCAUCUCCCAUCCAAGCUCCCAUGCAGCAGCAAUCCCAGGGUGUUCCCGGCUUCUUCGAUGGCGUUGCACCAAGACAGGGUGGCUUGUCCAACGUGGGACCCGGAAUGCUAGGAACCGAUUUCGGCAGCCAGGAUCAGCUCCCUGCACUACUUGAUCGCCUGAAUGUCGGCCGCCAGGAUCCAUUUGCCUUUGGCAGUGCUGGUUCCUUCGCUGGUCGCCAGCCUGACAACUUCUUGCAGUCCCAGCAAGUUACCCAAAUGCUUCAGGAUCGUGCUCAGCUUCAGCAAGAGCAGGAAGACUUCGACAAGGCUCAUGAGGAUGAUCCCUUCGACCAGCACGCCCGCGAAGAACGUCUUCGUCAGUUCCAUGCCCUUCGGGCUCAGGAAGGCGAGUUGGGUAUGCGCACCGCUGAAGGACUGCCUACUCACCCUGUCGCUGCAUCCCAGCAACUCGAAGCAGAGGUUGCUGCCGAGAUGGAGGAAGCAGCUCAGCAGCUGACGGACUCCGUCACGGGCGCCGAACCUCUUACUCUGUCCCAGCAAGUUCACAAGGCCGCUUCUGCUCAGCGCCAGCAGCAGGAACACGAGAACACCCAUGGCCCCACUGAGUCGGUCUGGGGCAACAAGGUUGACAGCGCUAUGCCUCAGCCCUUCCCUCCCCCCCCCUCCGCCUCGCCUCUGCCGGCACCUACUGCCCAGCGUAACCGCCAAAACGUCGCCGAGUCCCUUGCUACUGGAUCCCGCUCCCAGACUCAGACUCCUGUUGACGCCGCCCCCACCUCCGUUGCGCCCUGGGCCAAGGAGGCCAAUGACCUGCCUAAGGGUCCUUCUCUCAAGGAAAUCCAAGAAGCCGAGGCUCGUACCGCUGCCCAGCGUGAAGAAGUUGCCGCUGCUGCCCGCCGUGCUCAGUUCCUUGCCGAACAAGAGCGUCUCAGCCAAGCGCAGGCGCAGGCCGCUCCCGGUCUUCCCUCGUCGGCCAACUGGGCCAGCGCUGGAUCUCCGGCUACCCCUGCCUCGGCUGGUUCCCCUUGGGCCAACAAGUCCCAACCCGCACCUGUCGCCACUACCGCUAAGAAGACCCUCGCUCAAAUCCAGAAGGAGGAAGAGGCCCGCAAGAACCGCGCGGCGGCUGCUGCCGCUGCCGCCAUGGCUGCGACCCCCAGCCCUCCUGUUCCCUCCUCUGCCGGCAAGCGCUAUGCUGAUCUCGCCAGCAAGGGUCCUGCACCCGUCAGCCCCGCUGGUCAGACCUCUUCCAGUGCCUGGACUACUGUCGGUGCCAGCGGCAAGGUCAAGGGUGUGCCCACUGCUCCCCUCGGACCUCGUGCUACCACCGGGACUGUCCCGAUCUCUCCUGUCAUUGCUAAGCCUCGCCCUGCUACCACUACUCGUACUGUGACAAGCAGCACCCCCCAGUCCAACCCCAACCAGGCCAUGGAGGAGUUCACCAAGUGGGCUACUUUGGCCCUGAGCAAGGGGUUGAACAGCAGCAUCAAUGUCGACGACUUUGUCCAGCAAUUGCUCUUCCUGCCCGCCGAGGCCGAGAUCAUCUCCGAUUCCGUCUACGCCAACUCCCAGACCCUGGAUGGCCGCCGCUUCUCCGAGGAAUUCAUCCGCCGCCGUAAGCUGGCCGACAAGGGCAUUGUUGAUCCCGUCUCUCCCAGUGCUUUCGGUGAGCAGAAGAGCGGCGGUGGUUGGAGCGAAGUUGCCAAGAAGGGCUCUGCUGCCACCAUUGCGGCUGCUGCCCAGCGCGAGGAAGAGGCUGCCACCUCCGCGUUCAAGGUUGUCGCUCCCCGCAAGAAGGGCAAGCGCUAA